Molecule: messenger RNA, 2203 nt
Organism: Haplochromis burtoni (Burton's mouthbrooder)
Lineage: Eukaryota; Metazoa; Chordata; Actinopteri; Cichliformes; Cichlidae
Gene: ctsf
Product: cathepsin F
Exons: 14
Coding region: 170-1597 (475 amino acids)
Cellular component (GO): lysosome
Molecular function (GO): cysteine-type endopeptidase activity; cysteine-type endopeptidase inhibitor activity
Source: RefSeq, a predicted model, not a curated record
GCUCAGUCUCCGCCUACAGCCUCUCAGAUUUGUUUGGUAAUAGCCUCUUGUAUAAUCGCUGCUUAACUGAAAAUCGAUUUUUGUGUGAAGAAAACAAACACGGCUGUUAUUUAAGUGAGCGCAGACUAGACAUCGGUCCUUUCAGUCGGUGACAACACCCGGGGCCAACAUGGUGGUCAUAUUGCGCUGUUGCCCGCUAAUCCAGUGGCUGUCCCUGGCCGUUUUGCUGGGCUCGGUUGUCGGACUCGGUGAGGACCUCGACCGGCCUCUCUUAGGGCCCCCCGGCUCUUCUAUCCGGGUCCACGAGUCCGACCCGGGUCUUAAGAAGGCUCUGGCCUUUGCAGAGGAGCGAUACAACCGGGUCUCCAAUGCGAUGCAUCUCCGCAGAGUCAGCCGGGUCAUCUCUGCCAACAAACAGCUGGUUAAAGGGAUCCGUUACACUUUAACAGUGGAGCUGAGUAACACUCAAUGUAAGAAGUCCACCAUGCUCAGGACAUGUGACUUCUAUCCCGAGUUAAAUCAACUCAAGACAGAAGUCUGCGUCUUCGAGGUGUGGGACAUCCCUUGGCAGGGGACGUCAACCUUGCUCAAACAGAAGUGCCAGCCCAAAGUUGAAUUUGAAGUAGAAGAGAGCAACAAGGUAGAGGAUCCAUCCACCAGCCAGCCUCUGGAGGAGUCGGUGGAGCUGCUGGGCCGGUUUAAAGAGUUCAUGACUAAGUACAAUAAAGUCUACAGCAGUCAGGAGGAAGUGGACCGUCGUUUGCGCAUCUUCCACGAGAACCUGAAGACUGCUGAGAAGCUCCAGGCUUUGGACCAAGGUUCAGCUGAGUAUGGAGUCACCAAGUUCAGCGACCUCACCGAGGAGGAGUUUCGCUCUACAUACUUAAACCCACUGCUGAGUCAAUGGACUCUCCAUCAACCAAUGAAACCAGCUACUCCCGCCAAAGGCCCCUCGCCUGACAGCUGGGAUUGGAGGGAUCAUGGAGCUGUCAGUCCUGUUAAGAACCAGGGAAUGUGUGGAUCUUGCUGGGCAUUUUCUGUCAUAGGCAACAUUGAAGGCCAGUGGUUCCUGAAAAAUGGAACGUUGCUGUCACUUUCCGAACAAGAGCUGGUUGACUGUGACGGGCUGGACCAGGCGUGCAGAGGCGGGCUUCCAUCAAAUGCUUAUGAAGCUAUUGAGAAGCUGGGGGGUCUGGAGACUGAAAGUGACUACUCCUACACCGGGCACAAGCAGAGGUGUGACUUCACCACCGGGAAGGUGGCCGCCUACAUCAACAGCUCCGUGGAGCUGCCCAAAGAGGAGAAGGAGAUUGCUGCUUGGCUGGCUGAGAAUGGGCCAGUCUCUGUUGCUCUGAAUGCUUUUGCAAUGCAGUUUUACAGGAAGGGUAUAUCUCACCCUCUGAAGAUUUUCUGCAACCCCUGGAUGAUCGACCACGCUGUGCUGUUGGUGGGAUACGGAGAACGUAAAGGUAUUCCCUUCUGGGCCAUCAAAAACAGCUGGGGGGAGGAUUAUGGAGAGCAGGGUUACUACAACCUCUACAGGGGCUCCAAUGCAUGUGGGAUCAACAAGAUGUGCUCAUCUGCUGUAGUCAACUGAACCCCUAACACCUCCCACACACACACACACACACACACACACACACACACACACACACACACACACAGACAACACACACAGACACACACAGACACACACAACACACACACACACUCAUCAUCAUCAUCAUCAUCAUCAUGCUACAUGCACCACAGCUGUCAACUGACCCCAGCUCCACAUCACUUAUCCAGAAUGCACAAGAGCUCAACACGCACACAUGUGAAGUCCUGCUGAUGUUUCUUCUCCGUUAGACCAAACCAGUGUUUUACCAGCUCUAAUAAAGCUAGCUUUGAUGUGAUACUGAAACUUUCCAGUAAUUUUAAAUCAAGAUUACAUCUGCUUUUUCUGUUAGUCCUGAAGCUUGGUUAAAAUGAUUAAUGUGUUUAAGGUAACAGCUUAUAAGUCAUCUUUACUUACAGUAACAGAGCCCAUGCUCAUAGUGGUGAGCUGAUGGUAUGUGCUUCAAAGAGUUUUUGAAAAACAAGGCUUUGAUUCUGAAGUGGUUUACUGCACAAACUCAGUUUAGUGCAAUGUUAUUGCAAUAAUAGCUGUAUAACAGUGAGAAAUGAAUGAUGGGAGUUGAAUUAAAAAAAAGUGUGAAAUCCA